Messenger RNA from Papilio xuthus (Asian swallowtail), 1421 nucleotides. Its product is annotated as THAP domain-containing protein 4. The transcript is spliced from 2 exons. NCBI's taxonomy places the organism in Eukaryota, Metazoa, Arthropoda, Insecta, Lepidoptera, Papilionidae. The coding region runs from base 89 to 586 and encodes 165 amino acids. The record is from RefSeq and is a predicted model, not a curated record.
GUUGAUUGACAGUCAAGUCUUGGUCAAGUCAACAUAAAAUUUAAAAGUUUUAUCCAUAUUUUCAUAAUAGUGUAUUUUAUUUAUCGUAAUGGAAGCAGACUAUAUACACGAAGCUCUUAAGCCGAUUUCAUGGCUCGCCGGCCGCUGGUAUACUGUGACUGGCCGUGGUUCUUAUCCAAAUGUACGAGAAUUUGGAUACCAUGAAGAAUUAGAAUUUAUUUGCCUUGGUCAACCUAUGUUCAACUUUCUAUCAAUAUCCCAUCAUCCAGAGAAGGGCACAGCGAUGCAUCAGGAGCGAGGUUUCCUGCGUAUACUCCCCGAAAAAGAGAAAGUUGCUCUUGUAGUGAGUCAUAACAUUGGCCUUACUACUAUUGAAGAGGGCCACUAUGAUUCUAAUCUGAAGGAAAUCAAGUUAGCCUCAGUCAGUAUAGCACGGACAUCAUUUUCUAAGCCUCCACAUGUUACAAAUUUAUUAAGAGAAUUUGUUUUACUAUCACCUGAUACUUUGCAAGUGACUGUAUUUAUGAAGACUGAUAAAAAACCUCUAAGUCAACAUUUAAAGGCUGUUUAUAAGAAAGUAGAAUAAGUAGUGAAAUUUACUCUAUGGACACAACUUUAUGAUGUUUCUCACAAAUACGUUAUUUCGAAUUUUAACUGAAAUUAUACUAGUCUGUAUAUAAAAAAAAACUUCUGACCAUAGAGAUAUUUCUGUUUGCAUAUUUGCUCUGCAUACAUUUAAACGGUACAACCAAUUUUGAUGGGACAUUUUUUUCAUAGAUCUCAUGAUCUACCAAGUUGUCAGUUUAUAAUAUUAACUAGACUCCCGACUAAAUUAACAGUAAUUUCUCAAGAGUCUAUUGUACUGUAAAAUCUUAAUCAUAGUAUUUUUCUUUUGUAUUAUUCAUGGUUAAUUUAUAAGCACGUCAUUUGUAGUUUCUUUUUUAGAACAUGUCUGAUAUUUAGAAUCACAAGAUUUACAGCUUGAAUAUUUUAAAGGUAAAUUAUAUCUAGAUUUUUAACGGCAACUAUAAGCAUAACUCUAUUCAAUACAAAGUAAUUAUUAAGUACAGUUGAACCUAGAUAAGAAUCAUUGUUCCGUCUUAACGGAUGACUGCCAUAAGCAAGAAACUCGGGUUAGAGUGUAACUAUAGAUUGGAAAUAUAUAGCAGGCUUUGGAUUCUCACUUAUAUAAGUUCAACUGUAUUAAAUCCAGGUCAAAUAUAUGGUGGCUACAAUAAUUAAAAUAUUUUAUUUAAUAUGUAAAAAAAUGUAAUAGUGAUAUUGUUAAGUUUUAUAGUUUAUAUAAGAAUUAAAUAUUUGAACAAAGAUUUUUAAUACUGUAAUUCCCCAUAAACCCAUCCUACUUCCGUUAGCUUGAUAAACAGGCGUGCUGGAAAUUUUUGGAUGUUAGAAGGUAUCUC